Linum trigynum is the source of this 2747-nucleotide messenger RNA. The record is from the annotation of a GenBank genome assembly. NCBI's taxonomy places the organism in Eukaryota, Viridiplantae, Streptophyta, Magnoliopsida, Malpighiales, Linaceae.
CCUUGUCAAUAAACGACAAAGCUAAUAGAAUUGGAAUUUGAUAAAGCAAUAGCUUAACCAAUAAAAUACAAAUCCUUCACCCCCUAGUAGCGAGGAGGUGCCCUUGUCCACUUGCAUCAUAUGUGAGAAAGGAUCAGACAAAUAAUAUCCAUUCCAUAGACUGGACAAAAGGUACAAAUAAAAGGAAAAUUGCGAAUAGACAAUUGGAAACCCUACAGCCGAAGCAUAAUGGCCUUGAAUAUAAUUAGCAUGGCAAUAGUUCUCGCAUACGCAGCUAUUGUGAAUAUAAUGGCCUUGAAUAUAAUUAGCAUGCGUACAGAUGCAGCGGAAAAAUACAUAAUCGAAAAACAUCUAUUCAUGUAAACCUAAUGCUCUGAUACCACAUGUAGACAUAAAUCAUAAUAGCAUGGAUCCUAGAAUUAGAUGAUUUCACGAAUCGAUAAUAGAUCGGGAAAACCUACCUCGAUCCAUGACGAGAGCGGCGGCGGCGCUGGAGUAGUAAUCACCGGAAUUGAGUUUCUCCCUCUUGACCCCUUUAGGUUUUAGGUUUAGAGAUUUCUGUGAUGGCUAAGAAAUUCUACGUAAUGGGUUGAGAGAGGACCAAUCCUAGAGCUUCUUUAUAUAGACCCACCAUCAGGGCAUAUUAGGAAUUUACCUUUCAUUAACCUAAUCAAUAUAGGAUUUACCUUAUAUAUUAAAUCAUUAAGUGAUAAUUACACUUGGGCCACAAAUAUUCCCUAGUGACCUACGGGAAUUGGGCUUACAGAUUUUUCUCAUUCUCGACACAUGAUCCCUGCUAGAGGGAUGGGUUCUCAUUUCCAAUUCGCUGUGUGUAAGUUAUAUACUUGUAACUUGCUGGAUAUAUAUAUAUUCGGAUCAAUGCCUUAUUUUUACAGUGUGUAAAACUUUUUUUUUUACGACGAUCUAGUCAAAUCAAACCGAUAAUGACAUGACAUGAUAAACCCUGAAUAUAUAAAGUUCAAUUGGAUUAUUGAUUACUGCAUCAAUUAUAGAUAAAAAUUUGUUCACCUUUCCAAGUCUAUUACUUAUACAGUUAUACGCAAGGAGAUGACACAAGCACUUGGACGAGAUGAUUCUUUAUAAGAGGUUUCUUUCCUGAGGUGACUCGCAGUACCAUAGCUGAUAAUCUUUAGUGCAAGUUGCCGUGAAACCAGCUUUUCUUCUUUCCCAAGUCUUCUCCUGCACUUCAAUUAGAACAGUGCAUAAUAACACCAGUUAUUUGAAGUUAUAACGUCGGACUAUAAUCCAUGGACUCAUCCAGAUUUUGGGCGGGCCCAAUGACGAAGAGCUAAUCUGGGCUUUUGGGAGAUCGAGUACGUGGGCUAGUCUGGGGAGAGGUAGGUCAGUAAUUUACGUAAGUAACCGUCUUCGCCCCAGAAAUUCCCAAACUACUCAUUAAUUCCAUUAUUGCCCCUGGACAUAUAUCAUAUAUACAGAAAAAACCCGUCGUCUUCUUCUUCUCAGUUCUCACUCGAGUUUUGGCGGCAAGAGUAGAGAGUUUGUUAUUUCUUCCUCACAGACUCAAGACGCCGCCCCCACAAAGAACUCUGAAAUUCCCAUCCAAGAAAAUCCAUUUCCCCUCUCUUUCUCUCUACCAUGGCUAAGCUCAGCCUCCCAGUGCUCUUCCUCCUGCUCCUCACCGCCGUUGUCGCCGCCGCUCCAUCCGGCCGUCGCAACCACUCUCAUUCUCACCACAUCCACCCUCGCCCCCACCACCACCCUCGCAAUCGCAACUCCACCGCAUCCGCGGCUUUUCCUCCACCGCCACAAUCCUCGCUGGCGGCGCCGCCGCCGAACUCCGCCGCCUCCCGCCAAGAGCAAAUCAGGAACAUCAUCGGCGCACUGAUCGGCGCCGGAGACUUCAACAGCUGGGCGAACAUCCUGUCGAUUAACACACCGACCUACUUCCCUAUCUCCGCCACUUUCUUCAUCCCCGCGGACGAUUCCCUCGUAACCGCCUCCGGCGACGCAGCAUUCAGCGACCCGCUCGUCUUUCCUUACCACAUCGUCCCCCAGCGACUCGCCUUCGCCGAUCUCCGCCAGUUCAAGCCGCUCUCCCGCCUCCCAACUAUGCUCGUCCCCAAAACGAUCCUCAUCACCAACAAUUCCGCCGCCAAUUUCACCCUCGACGGCGCCCUCCUCUCCCACCCUGAUUUGUUCACUUCCCCUGCCGUCGUCGUCCACGGCAUCGCCAAUCUCAUGGACUACUCCAUCUACGGCGAUGGUCCCCUCCAGGGAAACUCCGACCAGCCGCAGCCGCAGCAGAUGCAGGCGCCGCUUCAGGUAUUGGGGAAAUCGCCACCGGCGCUGUUCGUCCCCGCCGCCGGCGAAGUAAACGGGACUCAUCCUGAGGCAGAAUCGGGAGCAGAGUGCUUACGCGCCGUGGUUUGGGGUAUCUUCUUGGUCAUUCUUUACGCUUUUCUGGCGUGAUUUCAUGGGCUGAAUCAUUUUUUACCCUGCUCUUUAGUGCGCAAAACAGAAUUACAGAUCCUCUGUUCCUUACCGUGUUGAUGGUUCACCUAAUCCGUUGACAGACUGAUUUCAUCAGUUCACAGUGUAGAUUUCAGACAGAUUUUCAUCAGUUUACAGUUUAGAUUUCUAUGGGAGAGGCAAAUAGUGGGAUACCAUAUUAGAUUGACUCUGGCUGGUAUGUCGAUUACGGUGUAACCCAAUGUACUGAAAUCAUUCGGAGGAAGACUUCGUAUCAGUAAAAGAUGACAGCUUUC